Mesorhabditis belari is the source of this 1131-nucleotide messenger RNA. The record is from the annotation of a GenBank genome assembly. Lineage: Eukaryota; Metazoa; Nematoda; Chromadorea; Rhabditida; Rhabditidae.
AUGUUCCAUUAUUCCCAACUACCGACUGAAUUGAAAUGCUUAACGUUGAAAGCGACUCGAUUAGAGGAUUCUCUACAAGUAUUUCGAGCAGCCAAAAAGUCAGGACGACAUCUUCUUCAAGAUUAUCUCCCAAGGAAAAUCGCCUCUCUUGAUGUGCAGAUUCCUGUGUAUUGUAAUCAAAACGGCGACGAGAUCACCUACAAAACCGUGUUCACGGUCACUCUCAAAGAAUUGAAUUUGCAAUUUCGAAUUCAUGAGUUCAACGUUGAGGUCAUUGAUUUGAAGACUGCAGCAAAAACGUGUAUCAAUGUGUCUGGAAAAAUAUUUUGGAGAAUUCUAUCCAAAAUCCGGGCCAUCAAAGAAUUCCGUCUCUGUUGUGCCCCACAUUUUGGAUCGGGUGACCGAGCUGAGCGGAGAUUCAAGAGACUUCUCGAUGCUGACCUAUUCUUUCCAAAUCUUCACUUUGUUGAUAGAUUCGAACUGAUGACAAGCUCCCCAGAAUUCCUGGAAAUUCACUUUUCUCAUUCCACCGUGAAAAGCUUUAACCAGUUCAAGUUGUCAUUUGAUUGGCCGGAGACGAGCGAGAAGGAGGCGUUGACACUAUUAGACUACGUUUUUCUCUGUCCACCCGUUCGACGAUGUCCUCAUUUCAUUUGGUCUGGGAAACGAAUGCCUUGGCCUCAGAUUGCACAACUCUCACCGGUGCUGCUAGCUUUUCAGGUUGACGAGAUCUCGUGGCUCAAAUUCGCUCAAAUGCCAAAGGAAUUGUUGACAGGUCGAUUGAAAGAGCGACAAAACACGGUGAUGUUGAUCGAAGCAAAAUACAACACCCACGACACCUUGGAUGAGCUGUUUCUCGAGUUUUGCGAGAUUUUCGACAGGGUCAAGUGUGUGCACGAGGACGGGCAUCGAGGGUUCCUCGAGUUUUUGGCGGGAUCCUAUAUUCCUGGGAAAGCUUCCUACAUGGAAAAGCUUAAAGAUCCUAAUACAAUGAAUUUCUUUUUCAAAAAGCUACACCGAUCUGGUCGAGUUACCGCCAUUGGAUGUGCUAGCUUAUACCAAGGAUCGAGUAUUGGUUCGAGAAAUGGUUCUCCAUUCAUCUAUCGGAUUUUCGUCCGGCAUCUAUCGACG